AUGGGGCGCGGACGGGCGACGCCGCAAUCGAACCGCUGCCGCUCGCAGUCGAGCAAUUGGGACAAGGACCUCAUUGGCGCCCACGACCUGCGCGACAUGAACGACAUGGACAGUGACAGUGACCACCUGCGCCCAAUGGACGCGACGGCCGCGACGCUCCCCGCGCCGUCGCUCCACGCGAUUCCGGCGCUGUGGGUCAGCAGUCGAAGGCGACACCACCGCGGACGGAGUCGCCGGCGGUCGACUAGUGAGACGUACCAGAACGGCCACUUGGGUCGGCCCCUGAGCGGCUUUCGCGCGCUCCCUAUUCACCACGUGCCGCUGGCCGAGCAGCUCCGAGCAGCUACGACCGUAGCAGCAGCAGCAGUGGCUUCUCCUGCUGCUUCUCCUGCUACUACUGCGGCUGCGGCUGCGGCUAUUGCGGCAGGACGGCCGCUGAACCAGCGGCUACGGAUCACGACGCCGGACGGGCCGCGGGGCUCGGGGUGGGUCCGUGGCCAGGCGGCCGACGUGCAGUGGGAGGCGCUGGACCCGAGUGUCCAGUGCGUGCGCAUUGACGUGUGCAACGUGGCGUGGACGGUGCCGACGACGAUCGCCCAUUGCGUGGCGAACGACGGCACGUUCCACUGGCGCCGCGUGUACUGGGGCAUGCCCAUUGCCGAGGGCUAUUAUGUGAAUAUUUACGACGUGACGGCGCCAAAGGACCCGAGCGAGUCGGUGUUGCUGGCGCAGAGCGAGCGCUUUGCAGUCAUCAAGUGA
Messenger RNA from Hyaloperonospora brassicae, 759 nucleotides. Lineage: Eukaryota; Oomycota; Peronosporomycetes; Peronosporales; Peronosporaceae. The record is from the annotation of a GenBank genome assembly.